Messenger RNA from Strongylus vulgaris, 276 nucleotides. The record is from the annotation of a GenBank genome assembly. NCBI's taxonomy places the organism in Eukaryota, Metazoa, Nematoda, Chromadorea, Rhabditida, Strongylidae.
GUUGCGAAAGUCACCGGUAGUGCGCCAGCGAAGCUCAGCAAAAUUUGCGUUGUCAGAAAAAAUGUGGCACGUAUUCAAACCGUGAUUCACCAAACGCAGAAACAAGAGCUACGCAAACUUUAUGUGAACUCGAAAAACAAACCUCUUGACCUUCGUAGGAGAAAAACUCGGGCGAAACGUAGAGAGCUAACAGGACAUGAGAAGAAGCUCAAGAACUCCAAACAGAGAGCAAAACAACGUGCUUUUCCACUUCGCAUCUUUGCUGUGAAAGCUUGA